This is a messenger RNA of Leptidea sinapis, 3540 nucleotides long. It is a transcript of the gene Sox102F, whose product is annotated as transcription factor egl-13. The record is from RefSeq and is a predicted model, not a curated record. Gene Ontology annotation, molecular function: RNA polymerase II cis-regulatory region sequence-specific DNA binding; DNA-binding transcription factor activity, RNA polymerase II-specific. The transcript has 7 exons. The coding region runs from base 296 to 1909 and encodes 537 amino acids. Gene Ontology annotation, biological process: cell fate commitment; regulation of transcription by RNA polymerase II. NCBI's taxonomy places the organism in Eukaryota, Metazoa, Arthropoda, Insecta, Lepidoptera, Pieridae. Gene Ontology annotation, cellular component: nucleus.
CAUAUGAUCAGGUUGUUGUUAAUAACACAAGGCGUAAGGCAUGGCGUAACUCGAUCCCCUGUUACCGCGAUGUUCGUAACAAAAAUAAUGGAUAUUUGCACACAUUUUGAAUAAAACACACACAAACAAAUUUAUAUAGUGCAAUAUUUAUCACAUGAUUCUGGAUAGUGUAGUGAAAAGUGGACAUAAACUUAUUAAUUAGUGUCUAGUGAUAUAAACGAAUGUGGUACCUUUACUAUUAAAACUGUGAAGUGCCAAUUGCUAAUGCCGGGUCCACUCAGCUCUUAUAAGAAACAUGUCAUCUAAAAGAAAAUCGCCUCCGUCCAAAUUGCAAGAAGGACCUCCUGAAACACAGACACCAGCAGCUGGCCCAGCAACUCUGGACUUCUCCGACGCUGUCGACUCAGACGACAACGAACAUCACAAUUUCUACAAGUUCUCCCCGAGCUCGUCUCCAAGAACAUCGAUAAGCGAAGAAGACCACGCGACUUACGAAGACGAAAAUCCAAGCAAGAGGCAAAGAUUCGACCAAACUUUAGACAUGACCAACAAUCUUCUAGUCCCAUCGUCUUUCCUAAGUCUGCACCAAGUCAACGACCUUCAAGGCAGAAGACGCGGUUCCUCAGAAUGCAGUAGCCCGGGUGCUGAGGCUAAAGUUUUGGGUCUCUGCAAUAACAACAAUUCUUUGCUGAACCACAACAGCGCUUUGGUUCUUGGACCGCCCCACAAGCGGUCUAUGGAUGAUGUGUUGAAGAGGCUAACAUCUAAAAUGAAUAAUAGCACAAUUAAAGAGGAGAAGAGACCCACGCCGUCGACAACACCUGUCAAACAAAACAAUGACCGAAGAGGGAUGCUGGAUGCAGCAGCGUUGCAGGCUUUAGCAGGAGAGAGUGUGCUGGAGAAAGAGAGACAGCUCUCCGAAAUGAUUCUCCAACUACAGAUGGUGAGAGAGCAGUUGCUGGCACAACAAGAACAUUCUAAGAAUAUCGGAAAUGUGUCCGCUGAGUUGGAGCUGCAAAGACUGCAGCAGGAGCACAUGAGACGACAAGAGAUGGUGCGUCGGGGACACUCUCUCUACCCUGGACCUCACCUGGGUCUACUGCCAUUACUGGAACAAAUGCGACCUCAACCUCCGCCUAACUCCAAUGUCGUACAACCGUCUCCGUGGCCGCCCCAGACCCUCGCGCAGAUGAACACCAGGUCUCCACCACCCCAGGACCCCGACGCACCACUAAAUCUCAGCAAGCAGCGGACUCCUUCACCAGCUCAAUCAAUGAUGCUGCCUAGAUUCGUGCCAUACCCACCGAUGGAUGAGAGCUCGCCUUACAUGAAGAAGGACGACGAAUAUAAUACGGCUUGUAACACAUCAUCUUGGGGCCAGUCGCCUUCAGAUGAAGCAGAGAAGGCAAAACUGAUUCGUCAGCCAAAACGCGACGAAGCUGGUAAACCCCACAUCAAGCGACCAAUGAACGCUUUCAUGGUGUGGGCUAAAGAUGAACGCCGUAAGAUCCUCAAGGCCUGUCCUGACAUGCACAAUUCCAAUAUUUCUAAAAUCCUGGGAGCUAGAUGGAAGGCGAUGUCUAAUGCUGAGAAGCAGCCUUACUAUGAAGAGCAGUCAAGAUUGUCCAAACUGCAUAUGGAGAAACACCCUGAUUACAGAUACCGACCGAGACCAAAAAGAACUUGCAUCGUCGACGGCAAGAAGAUGAGGAUAUCGGAGUACAAGAACCUGAUGCGCACGCGGCGUCAGGAGAUGAGGCAGCUCUGGUGCCGGGACGGUGGAAGCGAGCUGGGCUUCCUGCCCUCUCUCGCGUCCCCCGGACCUUCGAACUCAUCUCCGCCGCCAAACGGCAGCAGCUACAUGACCCCAGGGUUCUCUCCCCCUCUGUCUCCGGGCGAGGACGAUUGAGGAGCGGCGCGCGGCUGGCCUUACCCCCACGUCGCGCCCUCCCAUAUGCCUCCCCCCCAUCCGUGGUAAUUUCCCGAAAACGUCGAAAAACGGAACAGAAGUGUGAAGUGUCAAAGUGACAUUAACUUUUUAAAAUGUUAAUCUAAUGCCAGUGUCGUAAUCGGAUCUCUCGUAUAGGAAAGAAAGCUAAUAUAAUGAGGUUAUUCCAUUAGUGAAUUAAGAUGAUGAACAGAACAGAAGGUAGACAUUGACUUGUACAAAGUGGAGUUGCGGUUUAUUGAAGUAGAGGCACGUAUUGAAGCUUAAAAUGUUUGUGCCAAAUUAUUAGACAAGUGUAUAUAAAAUAUAAAUUUCUCUUUUAGAUAUCAUAGUGGUGUAAAUAAUAAUUCGUUUUGUAGAUAAUAUAUGUUCUUAAUAGUAGAACUACACUUUAGGUGUUACAUUAAGUGUAUUCGUAGUGUCAGUAUGUCGUGUUGCCAUGUGUAAUUAUAUACCCGUAAUUGUAGAAGCUUAUAGAAAUAAGAACUUUAUGUAUCAAACCAAAAAUCUGAAGCGGUAUGCUUGAAAAUUGUAGUGUUUUGAACACAUUUCUGAAUCAUCAGUGAGAUGUAUUGAAGCAUAAUAUGAACAUAAUACUCAUAUACUAGGACCUAGGUAUCAAGAACUGUCUACAAUUAGGAUAAAUUGCAUAAUAAUAAUAAUCUUCUUUAUAGAUUACAAUUGAAUCAUGGAACCUAACUUCUACGAGCUACCUGUGUUUAACACAAACGGUGGUCAAUUUGAUAUCCGUCAAUUUGUAAACCUAAUAAAUAAUAAUAACAAACUCAAAUGUACCCGAAAUAGGUGCAGUUGAUACAAAUUAUCAUUCGCUUUAUUGAAUCGUGCAAUUUAAGAAAUAGGUUAGGUGUAAGGUAUAGAAGCAAACAUAAUCUACUUAAUAUAGUUAUUGGUAUACUUAAAUGAACACAUUGAGUAGGUAAGGUCGUUGAUUGCCAUUCUUUAUUUUGUUAUUUAAUUUUUAAAAUGUAAACACAUAUUAUGUACUUUACACUGUUUUUAAAACUGAUGGCGGGCGAGUUUGCGCCAGGUUUUUUUUCUUUUGAAGUACAUUUUAAUGGAGUGUACUCUCUUUAUAUGAUAUGCCAGUAAUAUUAUUCGAAAUGUCUUUAGGGUAGUAAAUAAAUUAUUGUGUAUGUGUCUCUGUUUAUUGAUAAUGUAGUGUGUAUUCUCUUAGUAAAUGUGUAAGAGUUUAGCAACAGUGCUGUUAAAUUAUUUAUUUUUUAUGUUGAAACUCAUUGUACUGUAAAUAUUGCGAUAUUUCAAAUGUAACUUAGAUAUAAUUGUGGUUAUUUAAUUAUGCGAAUCGCACAGAUCUCGGUCGAAUCUUCUUUUUGUUUUUCUGUUUUAUAUUUUCUCAUCUACUUUAUUCUUUAUCUAUGUGCGUCAGAUUAUCUUUAUUGUUUUUUUAGUUUGUUUUACAAUUUUGUCGAAAUUAUUUUUCUUCGAUUGAGGUUAUCUUGAAUAUUUUUGCGAUUGUGUAGAAAAUAGAUUAUGGUUUCUACUUAGGUAUAAACCAGGACACAUUACAAAAUUGUGCCAAAACCCGAAAGUUUAUUAAAAAGUAAAAAUAA